AUGAGGUCGACCAAGGCGGAACUUCAACUCAGCCUCUCGGACGCCCACUGGAUGCCGGACUUGGUCAGGAGCAAGCUCGUGGAACGAAACGCGCGUCUCGUAGCUCAAGAUCGAAUCAUCGUCAAGAGUCAAGUGCACAGGACGCAGGAAGAAAACAGAAAAGCGUGCGUGAAAAAAUUGCAGAUGCUCGUCGACGAGGCAAAUCUGGCCGCGCACGGCAUCGAGAGCACAUCAGAGCGCAAAAGGAUGAAGAUAAGGAAGGCAAAAGAAAGAUCGAGGAGACGGAAUAGGAAUAAAAUGCAGACAGAGAAGACAUGCAUUUCAAUGAACAGCUCGGAAAAGGAAGAUAAAAAUGGUACAGACUGA
Schistocerca gregaria is the source of this 366-nucleotide messenger RNA. RefSeq lists its product as uncharacterized. The record is from RefSeq and is a predicted model, not a curated record. Gene Ontology annotation, biological process: mitochondrial translational termination. The transcript has a single exon. The coding region runs from base 1 to 366 and encodes 121 amino acids. Gene Ontology annotation, cellular component: mitochondrial large ribosomal subunit. Lineage: Eukaryota; Metazoa; Arthropoda; Insecta; Orthoptera; Acrididae.